Messenger RNA from Eurytemora carolleeae, 621 nucleotides. Its product is annotated as potassium voltage-gated channel protein Shab. Gene Ontology annotation, biological process: potassium ion transmembrane transport. The coding region runs from base 178 to 621 and encodes 147 amino acids. The transcript is spliced from 10 exons. Lineage: Eukaryota; Metazoa; Arthropoda; Copepoda; Calanoida; Temoridae. Gene Ontology annotation, molecular function: voltage-gated potassium channel activity. The record is from RefSeq and is a predicted model, not a curated record.
GAUCAGUUUACCGUGCUAAAAACUUAUCUAAGAAGAUAUCCAACAACAAGACUAGGUAAACUGGCCCUGGCAGAGUCCAUCCAUGAAGUUCUAGAGGUGUGCCACGAGUUUACACCUGGAAAUCCUCCAACAUAUUUCUUCGACAGAAAUCCGCAGAACUUUGGAGCUAUUCUAAACAUGUACAGAACUGGGGAUUUCCAUAUCUGUCAGAACGGUUGUAUGAUUGUUCUCCAGCAGGAUCUUGAGUUCUGGUGUAUUGAUGAACUUGUGAUGGCCCCUUGUUGUGCCCUCAAAUACUAUCAACAGCUAGAGAUUGGACAGAAUGAAAAAGAUGAUGACAAUAACACUAGGAAAAAAGAAAUUGAAUUAGCGGAGGAGGAGGAUUUUGGAAACAGUUUGGUUGGACGGUUUCGCACUAUCACCUGGAAUACGAUAGAGUAUCCAUGGACUAAUAAGUUUGCAAGAGGUUUAGCUAUUUUCUCCCUGACUAUGGUUCUUCUUUCAACAUUUACAUUUGUUCUCUCAACCAUUGAUGAAUUACAGGUAAACUUUUUACAUUUUUCAAUUUUCAACAACGUUUUUAGAUUUUCAAGAAUUCCCUUUCGCAAAUUCGGAUUUUAG